Molecule: messenger RNA, 642 nt
Organism: Priapulus caudatus
Lineage: Eukaryota; Metazoa; Priapulida; Priapulimorpha; Priapulimorphida; Priapulidae
Exons: 4
Coding region: 35-451 (138 amino acids)
Source: RefSeq, a predicted model, not a curated record
CGGCACAGCCAUAACAAGAUCACGAGCAUUCGUCAUGGGUCUGUUUCGGUCGGCGCAGUUCAGUGUGGAUUUUGAUCCUUGCACGCCAUUCAAGGAAAAACGCAACAUAUGCAACCUGAUCGUUCAGCACGGUGGUGUGGUGUCGUACAUUGUCACACGCAAGAGCGAGUACGUCGUCGCGAACUCUGCGGAGCGGUCCCGCGCGUCGAGCAAGUGCGCGGCGGCGCGGCGGCUCGGCGUCCCCAUCGUGUCGACCGACUACGUUGCGGCGUGCGCGCGCGACGGACACCUGCUGCCACACGAGCCUUACCUGCUGACGGGUCGCCGUGGCGACGGCGAAAAGGACGAGGGAUUCGCGAAGGGCGUGGUCGCAGCCGCAACCGACGAUGGCCAGCGGAAACCAAGGACGACCGCGUCGGCCGCACAAACCCAAGUUGUGGCGGAGCACUGACAGUGCUGCCCGCCUGUUUCCCGGACGAGUACGUCGUCGCCAAGCAUGCCAUCUUGCAGAGACGUGACGACUUCAAGAACACGACGCUGUUCCACUCGCUCGAGUUGCACGUGUCCGCUCGCGGCGCCCCUGCCGGAGAGUUUCCGUACCGCGUCUGCGAGCACAGCGGCACGCUGAAGAACUUGGGCGAG